AUGCUCUCCAAGAAGUAUCUCACCUUCGGCGCCUUCCUGGCUGCCAUUGUCUCGGCUUCGCCGCUCUCCGCUCCAGCUCCCGAGGAAGGCCUCAUUGUCAUCCAGCAAACUGAAUUUGCCAACGGUACUCUCACCUGGUACGGCGAAGACCCAGCCUUCACCAAGCGAUCAGUCGAUGCCGAUGUCCCGUCCAGCAAGCCGCUUCACAAGCGCUGCGGCAGCGCCCUUCCCCAAUGCAGCAACAUCCACCAAUCCUUCACCUCCGUCUGCAGGACGCUGAUCGACAACCUGCCCGACACCCAGAUUCCCGAAAGCCCGCGGUCGACCUGCUACAACGUCGCCGGCGUCACGUGCUGCAUCAGCUGGGGCAAAGUUAUCGACAACGCGCGCUCCCCGGCGCUGCGGUACGCCGCGAACAAGGUUAUGGAUGCGUGUGUCGCGACAAAUUCGAAGGGGGAGGUGUUGGUGUCGGGCCAGACGCGCGAUACCUUGGUUGGAGGUACCUGUCUUAAUCAGUGCUUGAGCAACAGGGCUACCAACUGUGAUAGUAGCUAA
Molecule: messenger RNA, 555 nt
Organism: Neurospora tetraspora
Lineage: Eukaryota; Fungi; Ascomycota; Sordariomycetes; Sordariales; Sordariaceae
Exons: 2
Coding region: 1-555 (184 amino acids)
Source: RefSeq, a predicted model, not a curated record